Theobroma cacao (cacao) is the source of this 1284-nucleotide messenger RNA. RefSeq names its product ankyrin repeat-containing protein BDA1-like. Gene Ontology annotation, molecular function: protein binding. The record is from RefSeq and is a predicted model, not a curated record. Lineage: Eukaryota; Viridiplantae; Streptophyta; Magnoliopsida; Malvales; Malvaceae.
UUAUACCAUUAUCAUGACUGUAGAGAGUUCUAGCAUCACAAUUGGUCGUCCUUCCUCAAUGCAGGAGAGGGUGAGGAAUGCUGCUAAUGAAGGUGUUAUUGAGGCGUUGUAUGAGCUUAUUCGGGAGAAGGCAGAUUUCUUGAGGGACAUCGAUCAAAUGGAGUUUGUUGAUACUCCAUUACACGUAGCUGCAGCUGCAGGACGCACUGAGUUUGCAUUGGAGUUGUUGGACUUAAAGCCAUCACUUGCUACGAAGCUGAACCAGGACGGUUUGAGCCCCAUUCACCUUGCGUUGCAGAAUGAGCAUGCAGAGACGGUGCUCUCACUCCUGAGAUUCGAUAAGAAUCUCGUUCGUGUCAAAGGGAAGAACGGCUACACUCCUUUCCAUUACGCAGUAAUGAACGGAGACCGUCCUGUUUUGAAUGAAUUUCUCAAGGAUUGCCCUCAAUGUAUCCAUGAUGCGACAAAUCGAAAUGAAACUGGCCUGCAUGUUGCAGUGCAGAACAACAGCUUCGAAGCUUUUCAAGUUCUAAUGCUCUGGCUUUGGAGAUCUGAUUGUUCUGUGAGGGAGAUUAAAAGAAUUCUGAACUUCAAGAACAGGGAUGGCGACACUGCGUUGCACAUAGCAGCAUCCAAAAACCAACCAAAGAUUGUCAGGUUAUUAACUGAGUAUGGGAUACUGAACAUGAAAGCUACCAAUUCGAAGAAUUUAACAGGCCAAAAUCAACACGACAGAGGAAAGAGCAAGGAAAUUCUACUUUCUGCUUACCGUGCCAUUUUCGUCGGAGCAAUUGCUCUUAUUCAACUAAUUAGUGACCUUAAAUAUAACAUUAAAACCAUGUCAGGUGACAACAACAAUGCUGUGCUGGUAGUAACAGUACUUAUUCUAACAGCCACUUACCAAGCCGCCCUAAGCCCCCCCGGAGGUGUUUUUUAGGCUAACUCUGAACCCAAAAACACCACCGCCCACUUGCAAAUCCCCCAUAGUUUCCACAACAUAACUAGUUCCAUAACGAACAAAAUAUUCAAAAAGCAACCCUCUGCUGCGGGAUCAUCCGUACUGAAUACAGCACCUUUUCUUUUCUUCUUUAUUCCAAACAUUAUGGCUUUCGGUAUUUCUUUCCUUCUAACAUGUGCCAUCCUUAUCAGUAUCCUUCCUGUUGUCUUAUCAACUGCUCUCGUCCUAUCCCUGUCAAUGCUAGUUGUUUGCCUUCUAAUAUCUUCAGUGCGUAUCAUAUCGCCAAAUUCACUGUCCGUCGUUGUUAUGUAUGAAACUGUCGACCU